GCCGAUGAGGUGAAAGGAGACGCGCUUUUUCCUUCCCUUUCAGCCGAAAUGGAAACUCAGGAUGCCAAUGGUUCAGAAGGGAAGGUAACUGAUACUCGGGCUUACCUAGAUCAGACUGUUGUCCCUGUUCUACUAAAAGGAUUAAAUAUGCUUGCAAAGGAGAGGCCUCCUAAUCCCAUCGAAGCUUUGGCGACGUUUCUCAUGCAGCAUAAAGAGGAAGUCGUUAAUAAUUUAGGCUAA
Echinostoma caproni is the source of this 240-nucleotide messenger RNA. The record is from the annotation of a GenBank genome assembly. NCBI's taxonomy places the organism in Eukaryota, Metazoa, Platyhelminthes, Trematoda, Plagiorchiida, Echinostomatidae.